This is a messenger RNA of Penicillium daleae, 426 nucleotides long. RefSeq lists its product as uncharacterized. Gene Ontology annotation, molecular function: oxidoreductase activity. Lineage: Eukaryota; Fungi; Ascomycota; Eurotiomycetes; Eurotiales; Aspergillaceae. Bases 1 to 426 code for a protein of 141 amino acids. The transcript has 4 exons. The record is from RefSeq and is a predicted model, not a curated record.
AUGCAGCACACGGUGCGCGAGCGACCGCAUGAUUUCAUCGAGACUGGAGAUGCUUCCGAGGAAGGGUCAUUCAAGCGCGUGGAACGAAAGUUACCAGAUGAAGUUGACAAUAUUCGCAAUCGACGGUUUCAAAUUGUGAACGUCCAGCCGGAUGACAUGGUAGAAUUAGACCUUAUCUGGCCGGGAUACUUGGGCGAGAAUCUAUUUCUAUACUUCAAUCCAGAUUAUAAACUCUACUUCUUGGAUAAACAAACCCGUGACGAGGUAUUGAUCUUCAAGCAAUUCGACUCUAAGGAUGGUGUUGCGAAAAACUGCCUUCAAGGGUCAUUCCCAGAUCCUCGCAAAGGUCCUUCAGAUAAUGCGAGGGUUGGUUUCGACGUGGCAGUACUGAUGAUUUAUCAAGUUGUUCUUGUUGCGCUUUGUUGA